AUGGCUAAUUCAACACCUAAUCAGAAACAGCAGCCUUCGGCGAUGUCGUACACGGUGGAGCAACUCAUCGCCGUCAACCCUUACAACCCCGACAUCCUUCCAGAUCUCGAAAACUAUGUGAAUGAACAAGUCUCUUCUCAAACGUAUAGUUUGAGUGCAAAUCUCUGCCUUCUUCGUCUCUACCAGUUCGAGCCAGACAGAAUGAGUACUCAAAUUGUUGCCCGCAUUUUGAUCAAGGCUUUAAUGGCAAUGCCAGCACCAGAUUUCAGCCUCUGUCUCUUUUUAAUUCCUGAAAGAGUGCAAAUGGAAGAACAGUUUAAGACACUCAUUGUUCUCUCACACUACUUGGAGACAGCCAGGUUCUCCCAGUUUUGGGACGAAGCAGCUAAGAGUCGCCACAUAUUAGAUGCUGUACCAGGGUUUGAACAAGCAGUUCAGGCAUAUGCAAUUCAUGUACUAUCACUGACUUACCAGAGGGUUCCGAGAUCUGUUCUUGCCGAGGCCAUCAACGUCGAAGGUAUGUCUCUUGACAAAUUCAUCGAGCACCAAGUAUCCAACUCGGGCUGGGCUAUAGAGAAGAGUCAGGAUAAGGGCCAAUUCAUUAUUCUCCCAAGCAAUGAAUUCAACCAUCCAGAGCUCAAGAAAAGUACCGCCGACAGUGUUCCAUUGGAGCAUAUCGCCCGUAUCUUCCCCAUUCUUGGCUGA
This is a messenger RNA of Fraxinus pennsylvanica, 705 nucleotides long. The record is from the annotation of a GenBank genome assembly. NCBI's taxonomy places the organism in Eukaryota, Viridiplantae, Streptophyta, Magnoliopsida, Lamiales, Oleaceae.